This is a messenger RNA of Lottia gigantea (owl limpet), 822 nucleotides long. RefSeq lists its product as hypothetical. The transcript has 3 exons. The record is from RefSeq and is a predicted model, not a curated record. NCBI's taxonomy places the organism in Eukaryota, Metazoa, Mollusca, Gastropoda, Lottiidae. The coding region runs from base 1 to 822 and encodes 273 amino acids.
AUGGCAGAAAAAAAUUAUAGAUUAGAUCCGAUCUUUCAAUUAUAUGAUCCAAUUCGUUAUUCGUUUAAUAAGAAAAAAGAGGAUUACAUUAUCAUAUCACCAACCGUCGGCUCUAGGUCUCAACUAUAUGAAGGGGUCUCCGGCUGGAUACCCGAUGUUGGCGAUGGAAGAGUUUUAAAAGAACCGGUAAGAAAUGUUCCAAAUGAUGCAAAUGAAGAUAUAAUGAGAGCUAUUGCUCGAAACACAAUAGAAAGAGUAGAACGAGCUGAAGCUAUCGAAACGGAAUCACCAACUACAAUAACAUACAAUGGUAAAAGGAUUAAAAUAUCUAAAAAUAUUAUCGAUAAAUAUAAACACUGUAAAGUUAGAGAUGAUAUAGAUUUGGAAAGAAUUGACAAGAGUGUAAAGGAAGGUGGAUUUUUACCUUUUUCACCUUUGAUAUUUGCUGGUCUGGCCGCGGCAGGAGCGACAGCUGGUGGGGCCGCUGGGAUAACACAAGCCAUCAACGCCAAGAAAGCAGCUGAUGCUGAAAAAAGUGAAAAACGUAGACAUAAUAUGGAAAUGGAAAAGAUAGCACAAGGUUCGGGAGUAGCAGAUAUAUUAGGGACAGUUAAAGAAUUUGUAAAUCGAUUUAGCGAAGAAACCAAGAAAACUGUUAAAGAGGGAUUAAGUAAUCUAAUAGAUAAAAUCGACACCGGAGAAAUGAAGGUCAAACAUAAAGGUAAUGCCAUAGUUUUUAAAAACAAAUGUUCUGGAGAGGGAAUCUUUCUUUCAAAGUAUAAAGGAGAAGGGGUGAUUUUGGUGAACAAAAAUAUAGAAUAA